Symbiodinium sp. CCMP2592 is the source of this 3186-nucleotide messenger RNA. The record is from the annotation of a GenBank genome assembly. Lineage: Eukaryota; Dinophyceae; Suessiales; Symbiodiniaceae.
AUGAUGAGCAUGGUUCGGGAGCGGGUCGGCGUGGACUUUGGUGUUGAUCAUCCUCUUUUCGCCUGGUCCUUUGUUCAUGCUGGGUGGACCCGUAAUCGAUUUGCGGCGGUGGGAGGACUCACUGCUUACGAGCGGGCGACAAAUGCUCGCUACAAUGGGCGAUUGGUUCCUUUUGGCGAGCCGGUGUUUGGACAAAUCACGGUGAAGAAGAAAGGGAAUCCUAGGUGGGUUCGAUGCAUUUUCCUCAGCAAAACAACAACCAACGACAUGUACAUUGUUACCACGAGAGCUGGGGUGAGAUUGUGUCGGUCAGUGCGUAGAACAACUUCUUCUUGGAUGUUGGACAAGCCGCUGUAUCAGGGAUUGGCUGGCUUUCCAUGGGACUACUCGGCAGGAGCGGUUGGAACGAGGUUGGUCCCACCUGCGCGCGCCCGCAGGCCACAACUUGCGCCAACAUUGGCGCCACAAGUGGCGGACGAGGCGACUUCAGAUCCGCCGACACCCGUGCCAGGUGAUGUGGGUUCCUCUCCUGGGCCUGUGGGCCCAGGGCCGGCACAGCCUUCGAGCGAAGGCGCAGCAGUCAGUGUGCAACCCAGUGUGCCCCCGGAUGGUGCGGUAUUGGCUGAGAACCCUGUGGUUCCUUUGUCGGCGGGGCCGAAUCCGGCCCUUGGGCAGAUCGAUGUCGAGAUGCUUCGUACUCCUGAGGCGAUGCUGCCGCCACUGGGUGAUACGGCCCAGGGUUCGGCGGGGAGUCGUGAUGGACCUCCGGAGGCAGGUGGUGAUCGGAAGCGCAUUCGUAUCAGAGCAGUGCAGUUUGGCAGCUACAACCUUGAUUAUCAUGAUGAAGAUGUGAGCCUUGAUUAUCCUGAGCUUGAGUGUGGUGAGCUUUGUGAACAAGUCGAAGCAGAGAUCGAGAGUGAAGUCGCAACGGCAGGUGAGGACGUUGUGAGUGAGGGCACCGCGGCUCCGAACGUACAGGGCCCUCUGAGUGAUUAUGAGCAGCUACAGGAGCUGUUGUGGUACCCGGAUGACGGGACCGGGCCGCCGAAGCUUAGUGAUUUUGAGCUUGGUAAGAUUGACAGCGUAGCCGAUGAGGUUGAGAUUUCAAGGUUGUCGCAGAAGCAAGUGAUUCGGCCGGUCCGCGGCGAUGAAGAGACCCAGGGCAUGAAACGAUUGAGCACCAAAAUGGUGCGCAGUUGGCGUAGCAAACGCAAAGGUGGCAAGGCAAUGUGGUUGAGAAGAUCAAGGUUGGUAGCUCGGGAAUAUAGGUGGCUCGAGGCCACGCGUGAAGGUCUCUUUUCGCCAUCCACUUCGAAUUCGGUGGUGCGACUGAUCCCUCUUUUGUUUCUCAUGUGGCGCAUGACGCGCCCUGGCACCGUCUUUGCGCUGGCUGCCAUCGACAUUAAGGAUGCUUAUUUAGAGGUGCCGCAGGUGGAACCGGUGUUAGCAGAUUUACCUCGGGAUUAUUCCGGUAGUGGUCGGUACAUAUUCCUGCGUUGUAUCCCUGGUCAGCGGGACGGUGCACAGCGCUGGUUUGACUUUUAUGUCAACUUCCUUCAUGAAGGUCUUACCCUGGAGACGUGUACGGCUACAGUGGAGAUUGCGUACCGCGUCGGUGAUCAAAUCAGCUUCCUCAAACGAGUGCACACGCUGACUGAGACCGGCAUGAAGAUUGCGAUCAGUGAUCAGUAUGCGAGAAGCAUGGCAAAGAUCCUUGAAAUUCGUGGUGGAACGGCUCAAACCCCAGACCUUGCAGAGUUCAGUGGGCAUGACACGUCACAGGUGUUGUCCGAGCAGCAAGCAUCCAAGUACAGAUCAGUGAUCGGGAUUGCGCUUUAUAUUUCGGCCGACAGGCCAGACAUUGCACACAGCGUCAGAAAGCUCUCUGCUGUGAUGACACGUCCGACUGCUUUGGCAUGGCGUGCUGCAAUUCGAUUGACCCAGUAUAUGCUGGCCACAUCCUCAUAUGCAUUGCAUCUUGAACCCGGGGAGCCUGGGACCUCUAUGUUGCAUGGAUGUGUUAGCGCAGGCAGUGAUCUGGUGGAGUGCUUCACGGAUGCCGAUUGGAGCGGCAGCAAGGCCGAUCGCAAGUCAAUCGGAUCAGCCACCCAUUGCAUCAAUGGUGCGGUGGUUUACUUUGCCACGAGGACUCAGCGAUCAGUGUCCCUCUCUUCGAUGGAAAGCGAGUGGUAUGCCUGUGUGUCCGGAUGCUGCGAUGCAUUAUUCAUUCGAGAAGUCUGGGAGUUCAUCUCAGGCCAAUCUGCAGUGAUGCACGUGUUGCUUGAUAAUCAAUCUGCUAGGGCAUUGGCUAAGCACCAAGGUGCGGCAAAGCAGGCGAAGCACAUUGCGGGGAGAUUGUUAUGGAUACAGGGUUAUGUGAAGCGUCAGGUCUUCAAGGUGAUGCCGGUGAGCUCGGCAUACAACCUUGGUGACAUAGGGACCAAGGCUUUGGCAAAGGCCAGGUUGCGGUCACUGAUGUACAUGCACAACUUCAUUGAUGCUUCAAGUGAUGAGCGAAUCGGAAAGUUCGAAUAUGAGCAGAUGCAACAACAAGAAUAUGUGAAGGCACAGAUUAAGAGAGUGAAGAAGAGCGUGAAUACUUCCACAAAGCUUCAUUCGAACAUCUUCAUGGUCAUGUGCAACUUGAUGCCGCUGUUGACUGAUGCGACAAAGCUUUCUUCCCCUACGGUGAGUGGUGGAUAUGCGAGCUACAUGUUUCCACUUUGCAUGGUUCUUUUGGUGGCGCUUUUCGCUGCACGGGCCUUGGGCCUGAACGACUUUUCGACUUUGCGCUUGAGCAUUGAUUUUCAGUAUGCACCGCAAGCUUUGGAUGUGAAUGGCUAUGUUAUGCAAUGCUUUGCAUUUGCCUUUAUGCUUAUCGGCUUCAUGCAGGGCGUGAGUGCUGAGCAGUACGCGAGCUUGGCAUUGAUGAUCACGUGCGGUGCUCUGUGGAAUGAGAACAGAAAGCUGAGAGCCCAAUGCGUUGUGGUCCAUUCGAGGCCACAUGAGGGUCCUUUAGUGGCCCAUGGAGGUAGAGUUCUGGAAAACCCAGCGGCCUUAGUUGUACAGGUGCCGGAAGAAGUGUUCGUAACGACACGUGGAGUUUGCUUUCACAAGGGUACCUGUGGCCACGUACGUGGUAAAGCACCUAGGAGUGUGCGUCGUUGUUUGGAUUGUUUUGGCUAG